Anguilla rostrata (American eel) is the source of this 2845-nucleotide messenger RNA. RefSeq lists its product as uncharacterized. The coding region runs from base 150 to 2336 and encodes 728 amino acids. The record is from RefSeq and is a predicted model, not a curated record. Gene Ontology annotation, molecular function: calcium ion binding. The transcript is spliced from 10 exons. NCBI's taxonomy places the organism in Eukaryota, Metazoa, Chordata, Actinopteri, Anguilliformes, Anguillidae.
AUCACGUCAAUGUUGCGAGGCGUUUCACCUGUCUUUAAUUGAGUUUAUGAGCGAAGAGAAGCUUCUGCUUGCAGAGUUGAACUAUACGGAUUAUAGUUUGGAGUUUUCUGUAGCUGACGACUAAAUAAUAAUAAUAUUCAAUUAAAAAAAUGUCACAAAAAGAUUUCCUGUUCGCCAUUGUAUCUACGUUUGUAAUAUUAAGCAGUAUAUUCACAGCCAAUUCUGAAAUACCGGUAAAAGCAAUGGAUGCCGAAACCAAUUCGCCAGCGCGCGCUCCGGAGAAAAAAGUGAGCUCCCGCUAUUUCGGUCUGCGGAGCUGUCACCAGGUGCUUCGCGGGGAGAGCGGCGAAUUCUUCUCCCCGGACUUCCUGUGCUCCAACCCGCCGCUGUGGUGCAACUGGACCAUCGCGGCGCCGCCGGGGAGACGCAUUCGCCUGCACCUGGACGACUACACGCCGGCCGACUCGUGCCACCUGAAGCGGGGCGAGAUCCACCUGGACGAGUCGCCGGGCUCCGGCAGGCACCGCACGCUGAGGCAGUGCUGGCGGAGCGCCGUGUACACGUCCGACUCCAGCACGCUGCACGUGGUGCUUCUCAUCAACGGCAGCCAGGAGCCCGCCUACCGCGGCUUCCGCGCCCGGUACCAAGCGUUCGGGCUGCCCCACGACGCGCCUCCGCCCCCUCCGCCCUCGUCCUCCCCCUCCCCCGCCCCCACGUGGGCAAAUAACGUGAACUGGGGUGGGGAAAUGGAGGAAACGGUGUUUACGGUACGCGAAGAGGAGGAGAAACCGGCGACGGAGCAGCCGCAGAUGGACGAUGAUCCAACCCUUCGCAAUUCAGCGGACCCCACAUCGCUAAAGGGAGGUAGCGUUUCCAAAUCCCCUUCGCCAGAGCAGCCCUUGAGAAGCACGCCGGCGGAACGAGCCAGCUCAGACGCUUCCCCCCCCCAGUCCGGAGAGUCUGACCCACGGGCGGGGGAGGCCGAGGACUCGGGGCUGACGAAGGAGGGCCACCGCCCACGGACUCUGAGGACUCGGGGGGAGGAGGACCUCGGAUCCGUUGACCCGCCCGACCAGGGUCCCGUGGAAAAACAUCCCGCGCCCGCCGACGUCACGCCGCCCCCUCCCCGUGUCACCGACUCGCCGUCCGAAAUCUCGAGCUCCGCCCCGUCCUCAGAACUCUGGGAGGAGGAGCCGGAUUACGACGCCUCCGAGCCGGGGUCCCGGAGCACGAGGAAGCUGAGGCAGGACUGGGACGAGGACACGGGCCCGGGACGUCCCGCCGUCACGGACGACAGCGACCCCCCCUCGGGCACCGUCGAAAGGCAGGGGACCGAAAUCUCCAGGCGAGGGGGUUCGGUCAAACCUUCGGGGACCCCUCCAGCGCCGGAGGACAGUCUGAGAGAGAGCGCCGACUCAGCCCGAUACCUCAGGAACACCAGCACGCUGGCGUCUUUACCCGGAGAUAAUUUGUUUGAAGUGUCGGUGGAAGUCCGUUUGGCUCUGGAGGGAAACGAGAACUGGGACCACCUGGUGCGUCUGGUCAUGUCGUCCGUGCAGACCAUGAUCCAGGACGAGCUGAGAGCUCACGUGGUGCCUAAGAGCAUAUCCUCCAUACGAAUUAAGAGGUUGAGUGGGGGGGUUCUGUACAUCUUCUGGCUGCAGUUCGGGGACGGCCUGGAGAGCCUGCAGGUGCACAGGUUCCUGCUCAUGGCGCUGCCGCGGCUGCAGCGCGCUCUGACCCCGCCCGCCCACCACCCCCGCCCCUCAGACGUCAACGAGUGCGGGACGCAGGUGGUGCUGUGCGACGUCAACGCGGAGUGCAUCAACCGCUUCGGCUCCUACGCCUGCCGGUGCCGCCCGGGGUUCGAGGACAGGUCCCGGCUGGGCUCGGGGGGUACGGCCUGCGUGGCCCCCACAGGAACAGGCCCCUCCCAGUCGCAGCCCCCCUCCUCCUCCUCCCCCGGGCUUCUGAACUGCCUGUACGGCCUCUGCUUCCUGCUCGGCUUCUUCGUCGUCCUGCUGCUGUGCAUUGUGGGUGCGCAGUACCGCCGCCACCACCGGGGGGCGUUCAUGGUGCCCUGCCACGGCCACGAAAACGGCGGCAGCAGUAGCAGCAGCGGCGGCGGCGGCAGCGGAGACGGCGACGGGGGGGGCGCUCGCAACGGCUCCCGGCUGCCCCCGCCCCCCCCGCCGGUGAGGAGGCCACGGGACGGGUGGAGCGACCCCAAGGACAAGUGCCCCUCCGCGGACCUGCCCCUGCUGAAGUUCGCCCCCCUCGCACCCAACGGGGACGGGACGCAGCACCAGGAGCAGGAGGAGGGGGAUAAACUAUAGCCUGGCUGCGGUCUCCGUGCAACAGCAGUGGGGGUACUGGGGUCUGGAACAGACUGUCCGGCGACCACAACUCAGACUUAUUUCUUUCUUGUGUUCUCUCUCUGUUUUUCUUUCCUUCCUCUGUCCCGAGUUUAUAUUGGUCCAAUCCCUUGGCUUCUCUCCGUGUUUGAUUUGGACGUUACUGUGAAAUCAGUUUUUUUUCUCUUCCCUUUUUCAUUCUUUCUUUCUUUGAAAGUGAAACCAUGACUAUGGUCAAUAUUCAUAUUUGAGCGAUGAAUUAUAAUUCACAGGAGAUUUACUGCAGCUAAAGAGCAGCUGAUGACAAUGCCAAUGCAUUUUGUACAGUUGCCCAGAAUUGAGCUGUUUAGUAGCCCUGUGGGCCUGGUCUGGUUGUUGGUUGCUUUAUUAAAUCCCCCCACUAGGGGCAGCGUUGACUGCACAAACGUACCAAUGAAUUCACCUGCUGGGGAAUAAUUCUCAUAACAAAUAAAUGCAAGUAUGAAGCAGUA